AUUUAAUCAAUGACCGACUUCCACUAGUCUCAUUAAGUCGUGAAUAGUGAAAGCAACAUGAUUGUCUUAGCGAUAUUAGUGAUUUUGGUAGCGGCACUCUACAAGUAUGGUACCAGAAACCAUAACUAUUGGAAAGUUCGGGGCGUCAAACAUGAGCAGCCCUUACCUAUUUUUGGAACAGACGCGAGACGAUAUUUACUGCAACGAAGUAUUGCACAAAUGUCGGCAGAGACCUAUUGGAAAUAUCCCAACGAGCGUUUUGUGGGCUACUACCGCGGAAGCAUACCGGAAUUAGUCAUCCGCGAUCCAGAUCUUGUAAAACAAAUUAUCACAACUGACUUCUCGUACUUUUACUCCCGAGGGUUGUCUCCCGCGCACAAGGUCAUCGAGCCUCUCCUGCGCAACCUGUUCUUUGCGGACGGCGACUUGUGGCGGCUGCUGCGGCAGCGCAUGACGCCGGCGUUCACGAGCGGCAAGCUGAAGGCGAUGUUCCCGCUGAUCGUGGAGCGCGCCGAGCGGCUGCAGACGCGCGCGCUGGCCGCCGCCGCCGCCGGCCGCCCGCUGGACGCGCGCGACCUCAUGGCGCGCUACACCACCGACUUCAUCGGCGCCUGCGGCUUCGGCCUAGACGCGGACUCGCUUAACGACGAGGACUCCGAAUUUAGAAAACUCGGCAAGAAAAUUUUUGAUAUCACAUUAAAACGCACUAUCGUUGUGUUCUUUAAGACCAUUUUUCCUGACGUGUUUAAGAAUAUGAAAUUCCUUGGACAAGACUUGGAAGACGACAUAGUUGCACUGGUCAAGCAAAUUCAAAAGCAAAGGAAUUUUAAACCCUCGGGCCGUAAUGAUUUUAUUGACUUUUUAAUGGAAUGGCAACAAAGAGGUAAAAUAGUAGUUGAAUCUUUAGAGCAGACGAACCCGGAUGGAAGCCCAAAGCCUGUGGAGUUGGAAAUGGACGAUGUGCUAGUGGCAGCUCAGGCGUUUAUCUUCUUCGCAGCCGGCUUCGAGACGUCCUCGUCAGCGACCAGCUUUACCUUGCAUCAGCUUGCGUACCACCCGGAGGUGCAGAAAAAGGCGCAGGAUGACAUUGAUCGUGUUCUUAAGAAACACAAUAAUCGACUGAGCUAUGAAGCAAUCAAAGAGAUGACCUACCUAGACUGGGUCUUGCAGGAGGGGAUGCGGAUAUUCCCGUCGUCUGGAAUGCUACUGCGGCAGUGCGUGCGCCCCUACACGAUCCCAGGGACUGACAUUACCAUUGACAAGGGCGUCAAGAUUAACAUACCCCUUGUGGCGCUGCAUAACGACCCCCAAUACUUCGACAACCCUAAAGAGUUUCGACCGGAGAGGUUUUCGCCUGAGGAGGUCGGCAAGAGGCAUAAGUUCGUGUACCUUCCUUUUGGCGAUGGUCCUCGCUCAUGUAUUGGUGGUCGCCUAGGACAGAUGCAGUCGCUGGCAGGUCUGGCGGCAGUGCUGGCCAAGUUCACGCUGUCUCCGGCAGAGAACACUUUGCGCGAGCUGGUGUCGGACCCCAAGUCUAGCAUCGUGCAGAACAUCAUCGGCGGCAUUCCGCUCAUGUUCCACCCGCGAGCCGGCGUCGGCGCUGCCGAUAUCGAUUCUUGCCGUUCGCUUUAGACCGCCUCUAUGGAGUCUUAAUCUCCGACCGUAGGCAGCUUUAAGGAUUCGCCAGUUUUAAUGGCUCACUGACAUACGCGCUGAAUUAAGUAUGUAAAUAUUUAAAAAGUUAAUUCAGGUGACAUAUUGGACAACUUGUCCAAGAUCACGAUGGAGUUCGGCCAGUCUCCCAGUCAGUAAAGCGCAGGUCACCAGAUUUGCAAGUUUAUGAAAUGCAUUAGGAUAGUGCAAUUUCAUGUUUUACUAUAAUUUAGUUUUAUUUUAACUUAGCUGUGAUAUUACUAUAUUAGGUUUACUGAUCCACUGACUUUAUUGCAAUGCUUGUUUAUAUGUUUAAGCAGUUCAUAUUUAUAAUUAUUAAUACAAUAAUGUAAGUCAAUAAAAUUGAUUUAUUUAGAAA
Trichoplusia ni (cabbage looper) is the source of this 2032-nucleotide messenger RNA. RefSeq names its product cytochrome P450 6B6-like. The transcript has 2 exons. Gene Ontology annotation, molecular function: heme binding; oxidoreductase activity, acting on paired donors, with incorporation or reduction of molecular oxygen; iron ion binding. NCBI's taxonomy places the organism in Eukaryota, Metazoa, Arthropoda, Insecta, Lepidoptera, Noctuidae. Bases 58 to 1632 code for a protein of 524 amino acids. The record is from RefSeq and is a predicted model, not a curated record.